CCCCCGUUUCCCAUCAUGCAACGAGCGACGCGGUCACGUGCUGUAGGUGGAGGCAGAAAAUCCGGCCUUGUGUCCCUCGGAUCUGCCGCCAUGCUGUUGCUUUCGUUGCUCCGUGGCCGCUUUCGGCACAAGCCGCCUCUCCUGACGUCCCUGCUUACGCUCCUUUUGCUCGUCCUGCUGCCGGGCCCCGCUCAGCCCAUCUCCUUCCAACUGCCGGGCAAAGCCCGCAAAUGCCUACGGGAGGAGAUUCACCGCGACAAGCUGGUCACCGGCGAGUACGAGGUGGCUCCCCCUCCGGGCUCGUCUACCGGCCCGUCAGCAAACCUCAAGAUUACUGACACAGCUGGGCACAUCCUUUAUGUCAAGGAAGAUGCUAUUAAGGGCAAAUUUGCUUUCACCACAGAGGACUAUGACGUGUUUGAGGCUUGCUUUGAAAGCAAACUCCCUGUGGGAACAGGGCGGAUGCCAGACCAGCUUGUGACCUUGAAUAUGAAGCACGGAGUGGAAGCAAAAAACUAUGAGGAGAUUGCUAAAGUGGAAAAGCUGAAACCAUUGGAGCUGGAGCUGCGACGACUGGAAGAUCUUUCAGAAUCUAUUGUUAAUGACUUUGCAUACAUGAAAAAGCGAGAAGAGGAGAUGCGGGAUACUAAUGAAUCUACCAACAUUCGAGUACUGUACUUCAGCAUUUUUUCAAUGUUCUGCCUCAUUGGACUGGCAACUUGGCAAGUCUUUUAUCUGCGGCAUUUCUUCAAAGCUAAGAAAUUGAUUGAGUAGCAAGAAGGGCUAAUUUUCCCUUGUUUUGACACCCCAGGGAACAACACAGAGACCUAGCAAUGACUAUUGAGAGCCAACUUGGAGCUGACCUGCAAAAACGAACUUUUUCUACAAUUACCCACCAAAGGGAUGGAGGGAGGGAAAUACUGGCACAAAAACUGAGGAGGAAAUUCAGGACUAUUGAAUAGAUUUGGAAGAGGUGAUAGUUUGAUUUUGAGAAUUUUUGGACACAAAUAAAUAAAAUUGUCUCAAACUGA
Molecule: messenger RNA, 1031 nt
Organism: Pantherophis guttatus
Lineage: Eukaryota; Metazoa; Chordata; Lepidosauria; Squamata; Colubridae
Gene: TMED10
Product: transmembrane p24 trafficking protein 10
Source: RefSeq, a predicted model, not a curated record